GCGGCCGCGGCCGAAACUGCCCACGACUCGAUCCACAAGCCGCAGCCAAAACAGAAAACAGCUGCGUCGGCUUCCAUUCAAUCAAGGGAUUUGCUUCUCUGCGGCACCCGAGAGCUAUAGCUAGGCGGCGCGUGAGUGAUUGCUAUCGAGUAGAGCUAGAGGAAAGGAGGAGAAGAGAAGAACACCCUUCUUUUCCCACCUAAACAGAUCGGUCCGAUCAAGAGAAUUCAAGAUGUGCAUGGAUCGAUCUGCGAUGCCGGCGAAGAAGGUCUGGCUCGUCAUCGCCUCCCGCCUCGGCCUCCGGCGAGCAGCUGGGCUGAGGAAGCUGAGAAAGGAAGUGAGGACGUGCGAGUACCGCGACGUGCACAUCAUGUGGGAGAUGCUGAGGGAGAUGGGCUCUCCGGUGCCAUUGGCGGAGAAGGAGGCCGCCGCCGCAGCGGCCGUCGCGGCGGCCGCCGAAGCCAGGAAGAAGAAGGCGGCGUGGAGGCGGUUCGCCUACUACUGCUGCGCGUUCUGAUCGCUUGAUGAACGGAACGCGGAAAUUGGGCGUCGUCAGAAUUAAGACCAAGACCAGAGAGGCCAUGUGUUCAUGUGUAGACAGAAACAUCAUCGGCUCCCUCAUGGGUCGUGCAAAUAAGUGCAGAGGUGGAGCCAGCUGAUGGUUCUUUAGAUAUCAUGAUGAUGCACAAAAACAGGAUCCAGAUGAGAUCGUGUUGAGGAGGUGAACGCGGAAAAUAUGGACAGUGGGGACGUGCCGCUGCCUACAGCAAAGCAAUCUUCUUCGACCCAUGUCCCGCUCCCUCGCGCAGCCGUAGGAAGCUUCGAUCGCGUGUGGAUACGUAGCAGUAGCUGGAUCCGGAAACACCGGUGCAGAACCACCCGUGAUCGGGCAGGUAACAAUAGCCUUUUUCUCAGGCGAAGAGUGAAGAACGAUAGUGUGUUGGAAAAAAUGUAAAUUUGUCACAGAAGUUCAUAUAUAAACUCCUGCAGCUCGGUGAUGGGUUCAAUUGCAAGUGCUCA
Messenger RNA from Brachypodium distachyon (stiff brome), 1020 nucleotides. RefSeq lists its product as uncharacterized. The transcript has 2 exons. Lineage: Eukaryota; Viridiplantae; Streptophyta; Magnoliopsida; Poales; Poaceae. The record is from RefSeq and is a predicted model, not a curated record. Bases 233 to 517 code for a protein of 94 amino acids.